Molecule: messenger RNA, 804 nt
Organism: Sclerotinia borealis F-4128
Lineage: Eukaryota; Fungi; Ascomycota; Leotiomycetes; Helotiales; Sclerotiniaceae
Source: the annotation of a GenBank genome assembly
AUGUUGAGUAACUAUCUCCUCAUGGCUAUGCUCGCCACUAGCAUCUCGGCACUUCCUUUGAACAUCAACCUUGGAGCUUACUCGCCUGCCUUGGUAGUCGGUGAUGGUGAAAUAUCAUUCGGAGGAAAAGCAGAUGUAUCAAACCUUAUGAGCGCACUUGAAGGAGCAGCCGUCAGCGGUGCCGCCACAAACGGUGCCACCACCGCCGCAAACACACAAGCACAAGCAGCCCCCGCCCCCGCAGCUGCCGCACCAGCUACCGCCGCCGUCCAAGAAGCAGCCACCGAAAGUAAGACUGAAGCCCAAGUAACAGCACUUCAAGGAAUGGGCAAGGAAAUCGCACCCCGCAUCGUCAAGCUCGAACGAUCUGAUAUCGAAAAAGCCGCGAAACGUGAUAUUCAAACCUUGAAUGCCGCCCUGAGCUACGCUGCCGGUGCCAUCAAAACCAGCCCCGAAGUCCAACUCGGAACUGAAGAAUCGGGUAUUGGUAUUCUCGUCAAGGCUGGAAGCACCGCUAAUGCUGCUGCUGGAACUGCUGCCAAAGUUGCGAUGGGCAAACGUGAAAAUGGUGUUGCCGAUUCCAAGUUGAAGACUACUGUUACUACUAUGUUCAUUCGUGGUGGACCAGCUGUCGAACAAACAAGCUCCAUUUCUACAGCUCGCAACGUCGAAGAUUCGAACCACUCAGCGGUCUCCAAGCGCGAACCAAGUCAAGCAAUUGAUGGUGUUAACCUCAAUAUGGUCGAGGGACAAGUUGCCGAACUCACGUUUGUAGAGACACGCAGUGCAGAUGAUGAGGAAUAG